Molecule: messenger RNA, 1440 nt
Organism: Melitaea cinxia (Glanville fritillary)
Lineage: Eukaryota; Metazoa; Arthropoda; Insecta; Lepidoptera; Nymphalidae
Gene: Kua
Product: plasmanylethanolamine desaturase
Exons: 5
Coding region: 117-1061 (314 amino acids)
Molecular function (GO): oxidoreductase activity
Source: RefSeq, a predicted model, not a curated record
AUAUAUUUAGGAAAGUGAUUAACAAUCACAUACGGUGUUCAUGAUCAUGUAUAUAGAAGAUAAGCAAAACGUCUAUCUAGUUUUAAAGAUUAUUAUAAGGUAUUAGAAUUCUAAAUAUGACUCUGCCUUUACAAAUACCUCCGUGUGCGAAAAGAAAUGGCCUAAGUGGCCUCGGCUGUGAACGUUUUGAGUACGCAAGUACUAUGGCCACAACGUUAUUGGCACCAGUUAAAACUGAGCGCGAGAUACUGGAACACUCAAUGUCCGAAGAUGAUCCGAAUGCCAACGUCCAGCCGAGGAGUGAAGUAUGUAACCAGCCCCGGUGGGGACCUCGACAUCGAGGUGCACAAGAGCUGGCUGAAUUAUAUAGUCCAGGAAAACGGUUGCAAGAAUGGGUAUGUGUUGUAGUCUGCUGCACACUAUGCAUAAGUGCAGGCCUUCUCAUGGCUAAAUAUUUACGUGCUGAUGCUUCAUUGUUACUGGCAGCAAUAGCUGGUGUACUCACAGCAGACUUUGCCUCGGGUGUAGUCCAUUGGGCAGCUGAUACAUGGGGAGCAGUAGAUCUACCGAUAAUAGGCAAGAACUUUUUGCGGCCAUUUCGUGAACAUCACAUCGAUCCAACAUCAAUAACACGCCAUGAUUUUAUAGAGACAAAUGGUGACAAUUUUGCUAUCACCAUACCUGUAUUGGGAAGAAUCGUGUGGCAGCUGCUUACUUAUGAUAAGUACCAUAUCGAUGAUCAAUUCCAUUGGAUCGCAUAUUGGUAUUUGUGCUGUAUUUUUGUGGCAAUGACAAAUCAGAUUCAUAAAUGGUCACACACAUACUUCGGCCUACCAGCGUGGGUAGUUCUACUCCAGGAGUGGCACAUAGUGUUGCCGCGUCGACACCACCGCAUACACCACGUGGCGCCGCACGAGACUUACUUUUGUAUUACUACUGGCUGGUUAAACUGGCCUUUAGAAAAAUUACACUUUUGGUCCACACUUGAAACUAUCAUAGAAGCUUUAACAGGCUGCAAGCCUCGCGCUGAUGAUUUGAAAUGGGCUCAGAAGCGUUCCUAGAAUUAACACUGUCCAUAUACCAAUUUUUAUACCGCUGCAGCUAGUAUAAACGCAACUGUUGAUAUAUUUGUAGCAAUAAUAAUAGAUUGCUAAGAUUUUCUCGCUAUAAUGAGUUGUAUUGCUUAGGGAUAAGUAUUGAUAUAAAAAGAAAAAAAUCUUAACAUAUAUUUGAAAAUGAAAUAAGCAAUUAAUAACUUUGAAGUUUUUUGCAUUUUUAUAAGAAUCUUAUUUAGAUUUUAGUGGAUUGAAUAAACAUUUUCUUAUUUAAUCAUUAUCAAUUUAACGAGUUAAUAAAAUAUUCCGCCUGGAGUUUCCUUUACCUUUAGCAUUGUACAUGUAAGGCGACUGAAAACUCAAAAUAUAUAACAAAUAUUGAUAA